UUGGUCUAUCGGGAAUUAAGAUGGGUUAUUAUUGUACCGUGCCACAAUGCACCUCGCUCGCCGGCAAGACGAAGAACGUGAAGUUCCACCGUUUUCCUCGUGAUGUGAUAAUGGCAGACAAGUGGAAUUUAAUACUAAAACGCGGCAAACCGUACACGAAAUACUCAAAAGUUUGCAGUCUACACUUCACCCAAGCUGACUACAACGUCACAACAAUGGGUCAAUGGAAGACAUUGUCGAAGGACGCGGUUCCGUCGCAGAACCUGCCCAAGUUGAACCCCGACGGCACAGUGAUGGUUAUAAGGAAGAGUCGCACGGUCAAAUACAAGGAGAGCAAAAAGGAUGAUCAAAGCAUCGGUGACAAAGUCGAGAAAUGGUCAAGUAUGAGUCAAACGGCACUGUCGAUGAACGCGGACGGACUGCCGCAGGAACAACAAGACAACAACCUAGUAUAUCCUCUGCAAGCGUUAAACUCGAUAGCAAACAACAUGACACAGCCACAGAGCACACCACAGAAUCAGAUACAGAAUCAAAUGAAACCAAAAAAACAGGACGCGAUAAUGCAAACCGACCCCGUGCUCUCCGAGGAAGACGACAAUCCGCAGACCUACAGCGAGUCAGAGAAGUCUGUGAACCCGGAAAUGGACUACGGUCAGUUCAAAGAAUCGUACGACCCCGAGCUGAAUAAAUACGACAUGCCGAAGGACUUCUCGAAGCUGGCCGACGACUACAUCCCGCAGACGAACGAGGAAUACAACAAGGAGGCCGAGAAAUAUGCCCUCGAAAGGAAAUCCCAUAACAGCUACGACAAAAUCGAUUACCAGAAAUCGGUGCUCGAGAACGGUUACCCUAAGAUACAGGACGUAUACAACGGCUACUUGGAGAAGGAGUACCAGAACCGACCGGACUUCGUGUACCAGAGCCCGUACCAGGAUAGCGUCGAGAUACUCCGGAACCAACAGCACAAUCUGCAGGUAUUGCAGGAACAGCACAGGAUCAACGAGAAUCAGAACUUCUUUAACGUGAAUCAUAUAAAGCAGGAAAUAGAUUUCGGCAACGAAGAGGACAAGUUCAUAUAUGAACAGAAUAAAGAGCAAAUCGACCAAAACGCGAUGUACGACAGUCAAAGGCGAGUCAUCGAACAACAGAGGAUCUUGGAACAGAUACAGCAUCAAGUGAAGCAGGAACCUGAUACUCCCAACAGUUGCGACAACGUGCUGCAGCCGCAGAGCAGCCCGUACUACUCGCCGGCGGGCGCGGCGGGCGCGGGCGGCGCGGGGGGCGCGGGCGGCGCGGGCGGCGCGGGGGGCGCGGGCGGCGCGGAGGGCAGCGCGCGGCCCGGCCCCGAGCUGCUCAUCGCCAAGCAGAACGCACUCGCCGCGCACACGCAGCUCUGGCAAAAUACGAUGAAACGGCCGUUCUUUUACAGCGAGAGUCCGCAUUACAACUCGUCCCAACACCUGCAUCGAUAUGAGGUGAGGAACGAUGAUUUAAGCAGAAUCCUACAAUGAUGAGAGACAUUCCAAAGUUGAUGAUGAAAGUAAUAAUAUAAUUGAAUAAAAUUAUUAUAUUGUAAGCGACGAUAAUCUCUCGGUGUUUCUUUUUUUUUAAAAAAAAGUUUGUUUAAUUUUUUAUAUACAUAUAUAUUAUGUGUAAAUUGUAAAUAAAUUUUAUUUUAUAUCAUAUAUUGUAUUAUAUGACAUUUAAAGCAA
Nymphalis io (European peacock) is the source of this 1712-nucleotide messenger RNA. RefSeq lists its product as uncharacterized. Bases 21 to 1511 code for a protein of 496 amino acids. Gene Ontology annotation, molecular function: sequence-specific DNA binding. The record is from RefSeq and is a predicted model, not a curated record. The transcript has a single exon. NCBI's taxonomy places the organism in Eukaryota, Metazoa, Arthropoda, Insecta, Lepidoptera, Nymphalidae.